Molecule: messenger RNA, 3156 nt
Organism: Vidua chalybeata
Lineage: Eukaryota; Metazoa; Chordata; Aves; Passeriformes; Viduidae
Gene: MACO1
Product: macoilin 1
Exons: 11
Coding region: 210-2201 (663 amino acids)
Biological process (GO): neuronal signal transduction
Cellular component (GO): rough endoplasmic reticulum membrane
Source: RefSeq, a predicted model, not a curated record
UGCGCGGCGGCUGCGCGGGGGGACACGGCGGGGAGGGACGGACCAGGAAUUAUUUUUAUUUCUUUGUUUCCCGGGGAAAAAAAAAAGAAAAAAAAAGGGUAAAAAAUCAAAAUAACCCCAAAAAAAAAAGCCCCGCGCUCGGGAACCCCCCGCGGGGGCGGAUGGUGCUGCCGUGAGCGGGGCGGGCCGGGCCGGGCCGGGCCGGCGGGAUGAAGCGGCGGAGCGCGGACUGCAGCAAACUGCGGCGGCCGCUCAAGCGGAACCGCAUCACCGAGGGCAUCUACGGCAGCACCUUCCUGUACCUGAAGUUCCUGGUGGUGUGGGCCCUGGUGCUGCUGGCAGAUUUUGUGCUGGAGUUCAGGUUUGAGUACCUGUGGCCAUUCUGGCUCUUCAUCAGGAGCGUUUACGAUUCCUUCCGAUACCAGGGCUUGGCCUUCUCAGUAUUUUUUGUGUGUGUAGCAUUCACCUCCAACAUCAUCUGUCUGCUCUUCAUCCCAAUCCAGUGGCUGUUCUUUGCUGCCAGCACCUAUGUGUGGGUACAGUAUGUGUGGCACACAGAAAGAGGUGUGUGCUUACCAACAGUAUCACUGUGGAUACUUUUUGUUUAUAUUGAAGCAGCCAUCAGAUUUAAAGAUUUAAAAAACUUCCAUGUGGACCUUUGUCGUCCAUUUGCAGCACACUGCAUUGGCUACCCUGUUGUGACUUUGGGCUUUGGCUUUAAAAGUUACGUCAGCUACAAGAUGCGUUUGAGGAAGCAGAAGGAGGUGCAGAAGGAGAACGAGUUCUACAUGCAGCUCCUGCAGCAGGCACUGCCCCCAGAGCAGCAGAUGCUGCAAAGGCAAGAGAGGGAGGCAGAGGAAGCAGCCAAAGGAUUAUCUGAUAUGGAUUCCUCAAUACUCCUGCAGCACAAUGGAGGAAUUCCAGCCAAUAAAAAAAUCUCUGCAACGUUGCCAGAGCUGGAAUAUCGAGAAAAAGGGAAAGAAAAGGACAAGGAUGCAAAGAAACACAACCUUGGAAUAAACAACAACAUUUUGCAACCUGUAGACUCUAAAAUUCAAGAAAUUGAAUAUAUGGAAAACCAUAUCAAUAGUAAAAGAUUAAAUAAUGAUCUUGUAGGAAGUACAGAAAACCUCUUGAAAGAGGACUCAUGCACUGCCUCGUCCAAAAAUUACAAAAAUGUCAGCGGGGUUGUGAACUCCUCACCCCGCAGCCACAGUGCAAGCAACGGGAGCAUCCCCUCCUCAUCCUCUAAAAAUGAGAAAAAACAGAAAUGUGCCAGCAAGAGCCCGAGCACACAUAAGGACUUAAUGGAAAACUGUAUUCCUAAUAACCAGCUAAGCAAACCAGAUGCACUGGUAAGGUUGGAGCAGGACAUCAAGAAGCUAAAGGCUGACCUGCAGGCCAGCAGGCAGGUGGAGCAGGAGCUGCGUGGGCAGGUGAGCUCGCUGAGCUCCGCCGAGCGCGGCGCGCGCGCCGAGAUGGGCCAGCUGCGCCAGGAGAACGAGCUGCUGCAGAACAAAUUGCACAACGCUGUACAGAUGAAACAAAAAGACAAACAGAUGAUCAGCCAGUUGGAGAAGAAGCUAAAGGCAGAGCAGGAGGCAAGAACCUUUGUAGAAAAACAAUUAAUGGAAGAAAAGAAAAGGAAGAAGUUGGAAGAAGCAACUGCUGCACGAGCUGUGGCCUUUGCUGCUGCUACCAGAGGGGAGUGCACCGAGACCUUACGGAAUCGCAUCCGCGAGCUGGAGACAGAGUGCAAGAAGCUAACCAUCGACAUCAAACUGAAAGAGGAUCAGAUCAGAGAGCUGGAAAUCAAAGUUCAGGAGCUGAGGAAGUACAAGGAGAACGAGAAGGACACCGAGGUGCUGAUGUCGGCGCUCUCGGCCAUGCAGGACAAGACCCAGCACCUGGAGAACAGCCUGAGUGCAGAGACCAGGAUCAAGCUGGACCUGUUCUCUGCCCUGGGAGAUGCAAAAAGGCAGCUGGAGAUUGCCCAAGGGCAGAUCCUGCAGAAGGAUCAGGAGAUCAAGGACCUCAAACAGAAGAUCGCAGAGGUGAUGGCAGUGAUGCCCAGCAUCACCUACACUGCAGCCACCAGCACCCUGAGCCCUGUGUCCCCACAUUAUUCUUCCAAAUUCGUGGAGCCCAGCCCCUCUGGACUCGACCCCAAUGCCUCUGUCUAUCAGCCCCUGAAGAAAUGAGUGAAUGCCAAGGUUCCCUGUGCCCCAGGGGCUGGAGGAGCCCCCAGGGCUCUCUUGCAGUCAAAAUGAAAUUGUUUCGUGUGGGACUGUGUUUGUUGUCAUUUCCAGCAGGAGAAAAGAGCAUUGGCUAGAACUGCCCAUCGGUUUUUCUUGUAAAUUUUUAGAAAACCUCACAGAACUUUGCGAUUUAUUUUCCUUGGCCAACGCAUUAAAAAGAAUUCUUGGUUUUCAAGUAGCCAAUUUUGCCUUUUUAUGUACUCUUGCAUGGUUUCCUCUUGAAAAAAACCACAGGGCUUUGCUUGGUUUUGAACCCUUUCGCCUCAGUUUUUAAUUUAAUGAUCAAAUUGGAUUUGCAGAUUCAUCCAGUGAGGAAAACCCUUCAGUUUUCCCAGUGAAAGGGUUAAACAACCCAACAAAGCUUUGAUUUAUAGAUGUAUUGAAUACAAACAUGUGGAUGUUGCAGAAGAUAAUUUGAUUUUCCCCCCUCAAAGGACCAAACAAAUUCCAGGGGCGUUGUUUAAGGGAAGGAAUAAAGAAUAGCUGAUGAUGUGAUGGUGGUUGUUGUGUGAAAUAUUUAUAUCCCCAUUGGUGUUUUUUAGUCAUGGAGAAUUGCUAAACAGUCUUGUUCACAGUGCCUUGGGAAAAGACAUUUCAAGAGGAAACUUGAUGGUUUAAACUAUUUUUUCCCCCCUUCACUGUCAUCCAGCUUCUGUAUCAAAGCUCAUUACAGAGCCUGCUGCAAGCUGCUCGUGGUAAUUUGGGUGUUGAUCAGGAACCAGGCUCCAUCCUCUGUUUAUUUUGGUCCAAACUCAGCAGUUGUUCUGUACUUGGUGGUUCUGCCCUGGGAGGCACCAGAUCCCUCCAGGAGAGUGAAGGUGGAGCUGUGCAAUGUUCUGUACACGAGACACUGUAAAGCUGCCUAAUAAAAGCUGCAGUUCUGGGGUUUUUUAUUUCA